AUUGAGAAGUUACCAACUUCGGAUUACGUUUCUACUAGCUUCCAAAAUGGCAUCGUUGCUGCUACCACUUCUCUAAUCUCAGCCACCAGUGCCCCUCAGGCUGCCUCUAGCCUUGCUGGGCCUAAAAACGAAUCAAAUUUCCUCGAUGCAAGACCGGAUCUGGCGUUACCCCUACAACUUCCUCCUCCAGCUGUAUUGAGCCUUAUUAGGGAGGAGAAGAUGGGAUAG
This is a messenger RNA of Protopolystoma xenopodis, 228 nucleotides long. Lineage: Eukaryota; Metazoa; Platyhelminthes; Monogenea; Polystomatidea; Polystomatidae. The record is from the annotation of a GenBank genome assembly.